AUGGGGCAGUCUGGGCGCGGGACUCCGCGCAAGCGUGGGCGUCCGUCAAUCUUGAAGAACUACGGGGACCCGAUGAAAAGCCCGAUGGCAUACUCGUCGCUACAGGUGCAGCGGUCGGCGCAGAGCUUCAACAAGCCGCUGAUGCGGAUUCCGGCAGCGAGCUCGGCCGGGGGCAAGUUCAAGACGCCGGUGCGCAAGACACGGGAGGGGUCGGGGACGAUCUCGUUUGCAGAGCGGGGCUCGCCGCCGUCAUCGAGCGAGUCGGGCGGAUCGCGGGGGACGCUGCGGUUCCGCAGCGUGGUGGUGGAUACGCCGCGCAAGGGGGGCAAGGAGUCGCGCGCGUCGUCGCCGCUGACGCCGUGCGACAACGUGUUCUCGUCUGCGUCGCGGGCGCCGCGCAGCUCGCCGCCAGCGGCGGCGGAGUCGCCCCUGCGCAAGCGGCCGGCGGAGCAGCGGUUCAAGUUUGCGCUGAGCAUUGACGAAAGCGGCAAGGCGUGCAUCUCGGGCGUGGCGGAUGCGAUCACGUGCGCGCCGGCGAGCGCGGGUUCGCUUCUGCCGUCGGUGAAGUUCGACAAGCGGCGCGUGCUGGGGCUGCUACGGCAGAUGUCCAAGAAGCCGGCGGCCGGUGAGGCGGCGGCGGAGGUGUGCUCGGCCGGCAGGCCCGCGGAGCCGCCGGCGCCGGAGUGGCCGCCGUGCUCGCCGCAGCCGAACGCGUCCGCGAUCCCGCUGACGCCGCGCUGCGCGUCGGUGUUCCAGUUCAAGACGGGCUUUACGCCCUGCAACGUGUCGAUCGACGAGCUGCUCCGCAGCCCGCAGGUGAAGACGGCGGGCGACAAGCUGCUAAUCUCCUCGUACACGUCGCCGGGGCCGUACGCGUCAGGCAUCGCGCAGGACCGGUACGUGUUCAAGGUGUCAUCGGGGGACCCGCUGCUGAUGAACGACGACGACUCGGAGCUGCUGGGUCAGGUAGGCCACGAUCCAGCCGAGCUGUUCCACGCGGCCCACUCGCCGCGGCGGCCGAUCUGCUUCAACACGCCGCCUUCCUGGGUGAACGUCGGGUCCCCCCCACACUCGGCCUCGGUGCUCAAGCUGGACCAGGCGCAGCUCUCCAAGGCUGAUGAGCAGCCAUUGGGGGCGGAGCCGCUUGGCGGAGAAAGGGAAACCCCGUUCCAUUAUACCCCGUUGAUACAGCAGGCGAUGUCGGGCACCUUUUCCAAGUACCACGCGCCUGCAGAUCUUCACAGUGCCGCGGUCGUGGUCCCGGAGAUGCACGCGGCAGAGAAAAGGACUUUACCUAUCGAAUACGACGAUGCUAGGUUGGCUCUCAAGAAACUAAUUAAGAGAGAAUGA
Eremothecium gossypii ATCC 10895 is the source of this 1350-nucleotide messenger RNA. It is a transcript of the gene MSA1, whose product is annotated as Msa1p. The record is from RefSeq and is marked provisional. NCBI's taxonomy places the organism in Eukaryota, Fungi, Ascomycota, Saccharomycetes, Saccharomycetales, Saccharomycetaceae. Bases 1 to 1350 code for a protein of 449 amino acids. The transcript has a single exon.